AUGGCCGACAAGCAUUCAGCAAUCCUUGAGGAGAUCAAAAAGAACAUUGACUCUCUCCAUGCCAAGUUUGAAGCUCUUGAAAAAAAGGUUGAAGACAGCUUACCCAAGCAACAACUUCGUAUGGUCCUCAUGGGCCCUCCUGGUGCCGGUAAGGGAACGCAAGCUCCUGCCAUCAAGGAAAAGUUUUGUGUUUGUCAUUUGGCUACUGGCGAUAUGCUCAGAGCUGCUGUUGCUGCCAAAACUCCUCUUGGUUUAGCCGCCAAGAAGAUCAUGGAUGAUGGUGGACUCGUCUCUGAUGAAAUUGUUGUUGGUAUGAUUCAAGAAAACUUGGAUAACAAUCCUGAAUGUAAGAAUGGUUUCAUUCUCGAUGGUUUCCCUCGUACUGUCGUUCAAGCUGAAAAGUUGGAUGAAAUGCUUGAAGCCAGAAAGAAGCCUUUAAACUCUGUCGUUGAAUUAGUGAUUGACGAUAACCUUCUUGUCUCCCGUAUCACUGGUCGUUUGAUUCAUCCUACUUCCGGUAGAACUUAUCACACAGAAUUCAAUCCUCCCAAGGUUCCCAUGAAGGAUGAUGUUACAGGUGAGCCUCUUAUCCAUCGUUCCGAUGAUAACGUCGAGUCAUUAAAGAAGCGUUUGGAUGCUUUCCAUAAACAAACCGUUCCUGUUGUUGAAUAUUACAAAAAGAAGGGUAUCUGGUAUGGUGUUGAUGCUUCUCAAUCCCCCAAGGCUGUCUGGGCUUCUCUUGGUGCUAUCUUUGACAAGACUCUUUAG
This is a messenger RNA of Rhizopus microsporus ATCC 52813, 768 nucleotides long. Its product is annotated as adenylate kinase 1. Bases 1 to 768 code for a protein of 255 amino acids. Gene Ontology annotation, biological process: ADP biosynthetic process. Gene Ontology annotation, cellular component: mitochondrion; cytoplasm. Lineage: Eukaryota; Fungi; Mucoromycota; Mucoromycetes; Mucorales; Rhizopodaceae. The transcript has 3 exons. Gene Ontology annotation, molecular function: AMP kinase activity; ATP binding. The record is from RefSeq and is a predicted model, not a curated record.